ACGACACGGCUGGGCUGCACACUCAGCACCUGGGCUUCAAUCGCCAUGAACAGGACCUGUUUCUGUUGCCCAUCCUGGUGGUGGACGGUGGCCCCCCAACCCUCAGCAGCACCGGCACCCUCACCAUCCGCAUUUGCGGCUGCGACGACACCGGCACCAUCCAGUCGUGCAACACCACUGCCUUUGUGGUGUCCCCUUCGCUCAGCCCUGGCGCCCUCAUCGCCCUGCUGGUCUGCCUCCUCAUCCUCGUGGUGCUGGUCCUCCUGAUCCUGGCCCUGAAGCGGCACCAGAAGGGGCACCUGCCCUCCGAGGAGGACGAGGACAUGCGGGACAACGUCAUCAAGUACAACGAUGAGGGUGGGGGCGAGCAGGACACCCAGGCCUACGACAUGUCGGCCCUGCGCAGCCUCUACGAGUUUGGCGAGACCAAGGGGGGGGACGAGAAGGGGGCGCCCCCACCGCCCUCGGAGCUGCACUCCCUGCCCCAGUGGCGCCAGGCGCCAGACCUGGACUUCUCCCUCUUCAGAGACUACAUCAGCCGCAAAGUGGGGCAGGCGGACGGCGACCCCUCGGUGCCCCCCUACGACUCCUUCCAGACCUACGCCUUCGAGGGGGCCGACUCCCCGCUGGCCUCCCUCAGCUCCAUCGCCUCCCGCUCGACCGGCUCUGAGCAGGACUUCUCCUAUCUCGGCGGCUGGGGGCCCCGCUUCCGGCAGCUGGCCGCGCUCUACGCGGCGCCCCGGGCCGAGGGGGGCAGCUGGGAGACCUAG
Messenger RNA from Protobothrops mucrosquamatus (brown spotted pit viper), 770 nucleotides. RefSeq names its product cadherin-22-like. The record is from RefSeq and is a predicted model, not a curated record. Gene Ontology annotation, cellular component: adherens junction; catenin complex; membrane. Gene Ontology annotation, biological process: multicellular organism development; cell-cell junction assembly; cell morphogenesis. The transcript is spliced from 2 exons. Gene Ontology annotation, molecular function: cadherin binding; calcium ion binding. NCBI's taxonomy places the organism in Eukaryota, Metazoa, Chordata, Lepidosauria, Squamata, Viperidae. The annotation marks the transcript as partial.